Molecule: messenger RNA, 1944 nt
Organism: Python bivittatus (Burmese python)
Lineage: Eukaryota; Metazoa; Chordata; Lepidosauria; Squamata; Pythonidae
Source: RefSeq, a predicted model, not a curated record
UCUGCAGUUUUCAUCUGUAGCUUUAUGGUGGCAGCCCCAAUAUUUGGCUACCUUGGUGACCGUUUCAACAGGAAGAUUAUUCUUAGCUGUGGGAUCUUCUUCUGGUCAGCCAUUACCUUCUCCAGCUCCUUCAUCACUGAACAGUAUUUCUGGCUGUUUGUCCUCUCCCGAGGUUUGGUUGGCAUCGGUGAAGCUAGUUACUCCACCAUCGCUCCUACUAUCAUUGGAGAUCUCUUCACCAAAAACACUCGGACACUUAUGCUGUCGGUCUUUUACUUCGCAAUCCCUCUGGGCAGUGGCUUAGGAUAUAUCACUGGAUCAAGUGUCAAGCAAGUAGCUGGGGAUUGGCACUGGGCCUUGCGGGUUUCUCCACUUUUAGGCAUGAUCACGGGGACGCUGAUCUUAAUAUUUGUACCGGCUGCUAAGAGAGGCAAUGCUGAGCAACUGGGGGCCCAGCUGAAGGCCCGGAGCUCCUGGCUGAGGGACAUGAAGGCCUUGAUAAGAAAUCGCAGCUACGUGUUCUCCUCCCUGGCAACCUCCGCUGUUUCCUUUGCCACGGGGGCUUUGGGGAUGUGGAUCCCUCUUUACCUGCAUCGGGCCCAGGUUGUUCAAAAAACAGCAGAGAUUUGCACUUCACAGCCCUGUGGGACCAAAGACAGCUUGAUCUUUGGAGCCAUCACUUGCUUCACUGGAUUUCUGGGUGUGAUCACUGGGGCUGGAGCUACCAAGUGGUGCCGGGUGAAAACACAGAGAGCGGAUCCUCUCGUCUGCGCCGUCGGGAUGCUGGGAUCGGCCAUCUUCACCUCCUUGAUUUUCGUUGCGGCCAAGAACAGCAUUGUGGGAGCCUAUGUCUGCAUUUUUAUUGGUGAGACCCUUUUGUUUUCAAACUGGGCCAUCACAGCUGACAUACUUAUGUAUGUGGUUAUUCCUACACGCCGAGCAACAGCAGUAGCUUUGCAGAGCUUCACCUCGCACCUUUUGGGAGAUGCUGGAAGUCCCUACCUGGUUGGAUUUAUCUCGGAUGUGAUACGGCAGAGCACAAAGGAAUCUCCGCUCUGGGAAUUCCUCAGUUUAGGCUACGCGCUCAUGCUGUGCCCCUUUGUUGUGGUCCUGGGGGGGAUGUUUUUCCUGGCGACAGCCCUCUUCUUCCUAAGCGACAGAGCCAAAGCCGAGCAACAGGUAAACCAACUUAUGAUGCCUCCAACCUCAGUGAAAGUUUAAUGCGCUGACAUCUCGGGCAAUGAAGGCAAUCUUUCGUAGCUGCCACUAAACCCCAAAAUGAGCACCCGUGGAGACACCCCCCUCAUCCCCUGCCCCCAUGCUUUGAGCCAGAGGAAAUCCAGACUCUCAGACACAAAGGGUUGGUGGUGUUUCAGCAGAAUGAAGGGGUCCUCUGGACACACAGGGAGGCUUGUGGUCUACAGAAGUAUGGACAACUCGCUCCCAAUCUGGGUGGAUGCUUCUGGCUGGUUCUUUUACCCUCCGUCUCCAAAAGGAAACAUCUAGAGAACUGAAUAUACAACUUUACUUUCAGCCAAAGAAGACACCCACUUCUGCUAAUGGAGUAAACAUCUAACACUGUUUAACACCCUUGCUUUGGUCAGCAAUCCUGUCUUCAGGUAGAGACAUUAUUCCAGCUCCACAAAAGCAAUGUUUUGCCUUCUGGUUACAGCCCCCCAGAUACCUUUUCUACUCUCAAAUGACGUUAAUAGGAUACCGUUUUUUCUGCAGGACACCAAAAAGAUUGGAUUGGAUGGAUAGCUGUUAUUUUUUUGCUUUAAAUAAGAGUGUCAUUUGCACUAGCAGUUUACUGCUGGAGCUACCUCAGACCUACCAAUAACGUUUGUUUUUUGGACCAGCAUGACUUGGGGAUUUUAGUUUUCCAUGGGGAAUUUCAGAUUUUUUUUCAAGCCUCUUGAGGAACAGGGAGACAUGACAACAAAA